This is a messenger RNA of Thecamonas trahens ATCC 50062, 880 nucleotides long. RefSeq lists its product as uncharacterized. The record is from RefSeq and is a predicted model, not a curated record. The transcript has 2 exons. Bases 1 to 864 code for a protein of 287 amino acids. Lineage: Eukaryota; Apusomonadida; Apusomonadidae. Gene Ontology annotation, molecular function: nucleic acid binding.
AUGUCAGCUGACAAGACUGUGGCGUACGAUCCGAACGAGGUGGACGACAUCGAUCGGCCGACGGACAAGUUCGGCGGCGCGACAUACGACAAGCUGGUGGCGUUCAAGACAAGCGGGACAGAGGCCGAACUCGCGUUUCCGGCCAAUCUCAAGCCUGGCGAGCGGAGGCGUGUCCACGCCAUCGCAGAGUCGCUCUGCCUUGGCCACGAGUCGCGCGGCAAGAAGCCGAACAGGCGGAUCGUGGUCACACACGGCGCAGCGGGCGAGAGCGACGGCGGCGCAACCGUGUUUGAGAGCGUGUCACUGACUCGGGCCCGGUACGUGGCACUCGAGGGCCCGGCGGUCAAUCGGGCGGCGGUGCGGGCGGCGACAGUAGCGCAGGAGACCGGGCUGCUGUCGGCGGCGGCGGCGGCGGCCCGUGCCAAGCGCGACGGCCCUGCCUACCACAUCACGCUCCUCUCCAAGGCCGACACCGAAGCCGCUGUGGCUCUCGUCCGCGAAAAGGCCGACAGCGAGCUUGCGUGGCAUGAUGCUAUGGCCGCUGUUCUGGACAAGCUGACAGGCCGCGCCGAGCCGGCCGACCUCGCGUCUGCGCCUGACCCGGAGCUCGAAGGCAUCGACGUCGACUGCGUCCUCGCCGACGACUGGAUGCCGCGUGGCAUCGGCAAGGCGUGCGAGGCAGACAACACGACCUGGUUCCUUGUCCUCGAUUGGCCAUCAGCCAACGACGCGCUCGCCCGCCUCGGCUUUCCCGCGCACGACUUUCACAUCACCCUCGGCUUUGCCGACAAGGACGUCCACGGUGUGACCAAAGACGCGUCAACCAUCCAAGUCGAGCUCGACGCCGACGAGAUUCUCGCCUAAACUCGACUCAAAGCGC